GAUCAUCAUCCAGCGCAACAUGCCGCACCCGGGAACGCCCUCUGCCGGCGAGGGCGAGACAGAGACGACAUUCUCCGUCUUGCCAUCGGCCAAUGCGUACCCAUCCAGGUCAGACGGCGCCUCUUCGUCUUCGCCAUUGGGCCUCCUGCCAGACGCCCGUCGCGAGAAGCUUUCGAUCAGUGAGCUCCAGGCGCGUACGGAGCGGCCAGGCGGCGAUGCAGGCGCAGAGGUCGACUUGAGGGUGGAAGAGCUGAGGAGAGGGGCCGCGACGGAUGAGAAGAAGAAAGCCCUUGUUCCCCCAAAAGGGUGGUUGCACUUUGUCGCUGGAGGGAUUGGGGGCAUGUGCGGAGCUAUCGUCACGUCGCCGCUGGAUGUCGUCAAGACAAGACUACAGUCGGACAUCUUUCAGUCGGCUUCGAAGAGCGGUGCCGCUUCGACGUCGGCCAAGAACGGCAUGUUUCAAAACGCGAGGCGACUAGCCUAUCACUUUGUCGAGACUGGGCAGCUGUUGAGAGACAUCUCGGUCAAGGAAGGACCCAGGGCGCUCUUCAAAGGUCUCGGACCGACGCUCGUUGGAGUCGUUCCUGCACGGUCGAUCAACUUCUUCACCUACGGCAACGGCAAGCUCCUCAUCGCCGACCACUUCAACGACGGCAAGGAGACGCCCGUCGUCCACCUCUGCGCCGCCGCGACGGCGGGCAUCGUGACGGCGACGGCCACAAAUCCAAUCUGGGUCGUCAAGACUCGUUUGCAGCUCGAGAGCCACGCCAUUGAGAGGGCCGCCCAGGCUGGACGCAAAGCUGCUGUUCGCAGGGAUGGGCAGGCCAGGACUGUUGGACCUCCGUCAAGACCGACACCUGCGACUGCGCCCUUUUCGAGCUUGGCCGGAGCACCAAAGCGGGCGACGAACCCAUCUGUGUUUUUCAAGGCGGCGCCCUCCCCGCAGAGGCCAAGCACCAAUUCGAUGCAGAUGACGCUGCGAAUCAUCAAGUCCGAGGGCAUCGCGGGCCUGUACAAGGGCAUGAGCGCGAGCUACCUCGGUGUGGCAGAGGGCACCAUCCAGUGGGUCCUCUACGAGCGUCUCAAGGGGCUUGCGCGGGGUUCAGCGUCGGCGGCAGAGGAGCGGGAAGUGAGCCGAUUUAGAAAGUGGAUGGGCACAGUGGGUGCGGCGGGCACGGCAAAGAUGGUCGCCAGCCUCAUCACGUACCCGCACGAGGUGGUGCGGACCCGGUUGAGGCAGGAGCCGCCACCAGGGCAGGCAAGAAAGUACACGGGCCUCCUGCAGACGAUCAAGCUCGUCUGGCGGGAGGAGGGCGCUGCGUCCCUCUACGGUGGCCUCAGCGCCCAUCUGCUCCGCGUCGUCCCAAAUGCAGCCAUCAUGUUUGUCGUCUACGAGACGAUGCUCAGUGUGUCUUCCUCGCCCGCUUCCCCUUCACUGCCAGGCCGAUAGGCUACCACCACCACCACCACCACCACCACCACCACCACCACUGUUUUAUCAAUCUACACAACUGUACAAUAGACCUUCACGCAGCCAGCCACCACUUAUUCUCCUAUCAAGAGAAUCCAUGCAAUCACUGCUUCUUCCUGUCU
This is a messenger RNA of Acaromyces ingoldii, 1593 nucleotides long. RefSeq names its product mitochondrial carrier. Gene Ontology annotation, biological process: pyrimidine nucleotide import into mitochondrion. Bases 20 to 1450 code for a protein of 476 amino acids. The transcript has 4 exons. NCBI's taxonomy places the organism in Eukaryota, Fungi, Basidiomycota, Exobasidiomycetes, Exobasidiales, Cryptobasidiaceae. Gene Ontology annotation, molecular function: pyrimidine nucleotide transmembrane transporter activity. Gene Ontology annotation, cellular component: mitochondrion. The record is from RefSeq and is a predicted model, not a curated record.